GACGUCUGCGAAAUGAAGUCGGCGUGUUGCAGUUUUCCUCACAGAAUGGAAGUAGACGUGGAGGCGAUAAGGACUAAACGCGCUUGACCUGGCGGGAUAUUCAACACGUUUUCUUUUUGCCAUUUUUCCAGCAAAGGUGGUAGUUACAACGAACUCUGAGGCUGCUCAUCUCAUAGUGCCCCCGUAUGGACGAUGAGGAGGAUGAUGUGUUUGAGCCAGACCCACGCUGCUGGCGCACAGCAUUCAGGGAGAUAAAGUGCGAAGACCGGGGCACGCAGACGCCUGGCCCUGUCCUGGUGCCCAACAACGGCAUGCUGCCCUGUGGAGUCGCAGAGGAACCCAGACCACUCUUCUACGGUAACGCAGGUUUUCGAUUGCACUUCCCGGCACACUUUGAGCUUGUGGGGGAUCACCGAGUGAGGCGGAGAGAAAGCGAAGAGCAGCAGAACGGGAUGGAUCAGCUGCCCCGGCAGCGGCCUGCGGCGCAAAGCGUGGAGGCUUGCAUCGGACAGAAGCUCCAGCUCAUAGGAGACCAGUUUCACCGGGAACACCUGCAACUGUAUCACCGAAACCAAAGGAACCAGGGGCCGCUGUGGUGGCGCCUGGCCACAACCCUCCUCAGCCUUCUGUUUGAUCGGGGCGUCAUCGCCGGAGGAGGAGGAGGCGGUGCGGGACGGAGGUGAGGGGAUCCUCCUCCCACUCGCGUCCCUUUUCUUCAUCUCUGUGAAGAACUGGACUCCUAAAGACACUGUCGAAUCUAACACGGGUCUGUUCGGGGGGAGACGAGAAGGAAGGAGACGGAAACAAGGUCACCGCGGGACGGAGACAACCAACUUUUAUACAAGGUCGUGUGUUUUUUCCUUCCGAGAAGAUGCCAUGAUGCUCCUGAGAUUCCUCCGAAAGGACAAUGUUCAUAUAUUUGGCAUAUGUGUGGUGUAGUAGUUUUGUACAGUUCAUAGUUCUUGUUAAAUUUUUUGCACUUCAGCAUGUAUCCAUCUUCAAUGACCUCCACAGACCCUGGGAAUGCCUUAUUCAGUGUCUUCUGCCAGAAAGAGUAUUGAGAGAGUUUUCGUUUUUUCGACAGGCAAGAUGAGAUGGUUAGGAAAUGGAAGGAAGUUCGGUGUGACGCUUUCUUUUCUGAAGUUUCCCAGGUGACCAGUCAAGUUGAUUUACUAACUUCCAAAGAGGGCGACUUCUCUGAACAAAGCAUUUUGCACCUCACCUCAAUGGAACAUUUAUCUUGUCUUAUUUUUUUUUUUUCUUUAUUUUUGUGUAUAUUUUCCUCACUCCCCCAUUUUCAGUGGUAUGGCUGUAAGUUUGAACACAAUCCCACUUCAUCAAAAAAAAAAAAGGAGACAAAGUUAAGAAAAAUGAAAAACUUUUCAUAGUUGGCCAUAAACCAUUUCCUAAAAUCUUAAAAUGUGCACAAAUUAUGGAGUCAAACCUGUUCUUUAGUCAUGUGCUCCAUGUCAAACAUUGAAGACUUGGCGAUUGCCUCACGAGUAUCUGGGUGGAGUUUGUUGUUGCUGAAAAUCUCAAUCUGGUUAAACAAGAGUGGCGACUGCCAGCAAGCAUGCCGAGCAUCAACACAAAAAUUAAAAAACAAAGAUAAAAUAUAUUUAAUUAGCUGCCAGGAGGGCAUGAACUGACAUCCAGAGAGCAGAAACAAAUGACAGUGAUUAGUCUGUUAACAAGAAUUAAAUCAAUCUUUAUGUAGAUUAACAAAUGAAUUGAUCUAAUCCCUCCAGUUAGUGGUUUUAUUGAGCUUUUCUGCCAUGAAUUGGUAAUAAUCACACCGAUUAGCCAUAAUAUUAUGACCAGUAAAGUCCGACUCUUUGUUAUGUUAGUCGGUUGGGGCAUAUUAGGCAGCAAAUGAACAUUUUGUCCUCGAAGUUGAUGUGUUAGAAGAAGAAAAAAAAUCGGAAUUUCAACUGGUUUGGCAAGAAAAUCAUGCAGGCUAGACAACUUCAUCACAUCAUCUUUCAGGCUGCAGUUACUUUGUGGUUUUCUUGGCAACAAAACCCAUCAACGCACACACCUUCAGAAGUGUAGUAGAGUUCACACAGUAUCAGACAGAUCAUGGUGUUUAGGCUGAAUGCCACGUGGAGUUAUGAAUUAUCUCACUGCUACUGGGUAUGUUAAUGGAUAAGUGAUUUCUGAGACGUAACACACUGAAUUUAAAUUACAGUGCAUCGACUGUUCAAGGUCCUCCCUUUAUGCUCUAUAUAUUACAGAAGUAAGAAAUUCUCCCCUUCCAAAAAACAAAAAAUCAAACCAAGUCUUCCAUCUGAUUGAAUUUUGACUUCACCAGGUCUUCUGUUCUUACAUCGGCCCCGCUCCCACUUUCUUUUAUUGUCGGUGUGUCCUCGUCAUGUGAUUGUUUUCAGACCUCCAUGCCCUUGAAGUGGAGCUGUGGAUCCACUGUUUUUGCACUAGACUUCCGCCCUUCAGGAGUCCAGAGCGUUACCCAGCUAACCUCUGUCCUCUCCGAAGGUUCUCAGUUACGACUCGCUUUUUUUUUUUUUUUUUCGCCGGCCACAUUUCAGAUGUAUUCAUUCACACGUCCAAGACAAACAAUCAGUGUUGACACCUGACUGAACACAGUCUGGAAUCUGGAAAAAAAAAAAAAAAAUUCUACCGGUUUUGGAUAUUUCACUCACCAGUGUUUGAGGCUGCGGUGGACUUGCUUGUAGAGUUGGGUGUUGGAGCCACGUGCCUGGUUUGCUUUUCACAGCCCCAGUGUGUGUUCUGGACACCAAACAAUAUGGCGUAACCAAUCUGUGAAACAGAAUCUCCUCCUCUCAGGCUACCUUUAUGGGCUUUUUUUACAUCAUGUGAUAUUCUGUGGGGUGAUCUUUUAUUGUCUUUGGUGCUCAGAUCCAGAUUUGGGACAUCUUAGCCUAUAACCACCACUGACUCAGCAGACAAACAGUCUCUGAAAUUAAAGUGAUAAAGACUGUAAUUUUUUUCUUUUUUUUUUUUGUUGGAAUAUGAAUAUGUUUAAAAACACUGUUGAAGAUGCUGUUUGUUAUGUGUUUGUUUUGUUUGUUUCUUCCAAUGCUGAACCCAGGCCAACUUUUGGACCCAAGGAGCAGUACAUAUCAGGGGUCUGUAAUUACAUGCUCCUUACAAUGUGUCAAGUUUAUCACUGCGUAAAUUCGGGGUUUUCCUUUCUCAUUUUUUCUCUCGAGAUGUCUCAGGGACUUUGCGGGCUACUGGUAACCUUGAGAAUCUGUUACAUGGUUAGGAGAUGAGUAGCGUCGUCACCCGUGGACUCGCGACGAGGCCUCCCGGGGAACCGCCAGUUGGAAAUUCCUCUCAGCUUUUUCUCUCUCGGCGCACACACACACACACACACACACACACGUAAAUAACUAAAGGUACAGUUUGACUGAGGAGUGUGAGGCUGGCUUGCUGGCCGUGGUGGUGACGGGCGUCUACUGAGUUUGUAGUCACAGGCGUGUGAGGUGCACUGAAUGUGGUUGUGGUUAUAGUUUCCUGCGGGUCCUGAACGCUGAGCCAGUCCGUGUAGCGCCCCGUCUCACCACCGGCUCCUGACUUCCUCUUUGUGCUGCUCCUUCCUGACAUGGUUAUUGUUCAUCGGUUCAUCAUUUUCUUUGUAAUUUAUUUCUUCCUAUUUUUUUUUUUUCUCUAUUUAUUUUUGGUAGAUUUGCCCAUUUCUACUGUAUACACCUGUGUGUGCAAUUACUUCUUAUUUUCCCGUUUGUUUUUUUUUUUUUGUGUAUGGAUCAGCUGUUUGUCUCUGCAGAGUAUCGUGCCUGAUUUCAAAAUGAAACUCCACCCAAAUGCUGCUUCAUUGGUGUCAGCCAGCAGCUUGAAUUGAUGCAGUUGCGUUUCACUUCAGUUGUGAAUGAAUUCAUGAUCACCGAGACUGCUUGGAAAAUGAAAAAAAGAAAAGAAAACUCCAAACUGCCGUUUAAGCCUACAGGGGUGGGCGUUUGAUACUAAAGAAAAAUACAGUAUUUGGGUGGAGUAUUUCACUAUUCAAGGUUGUGAUUUUCUAGGGAUGGGCCAAUCCAAUUCAGACCUUUGUGAUUACGUUCCACCACCUCCAGAAGCGCGACCUUCCCACAGGACGCGAUCGAUGAAUCACCACCUAUCCUAGAAACCCUCAGACAAAAAAAAAAACAACAAAAAAACGUUGCCUUCAGACUGUCCACCAGUCACAGGAUGUUCGCUCAUGUGUUCAAUUCUUUAAUCUUAAUCAUUGUGUUGUAAUCAAUAUGCACUGGAAAGUACUUUGUUCUCUGUAGAUCCCGUUGGUCUCUUCUCUGUCGUGUGUUAAUGUAUAGUAUGUACUCUGGAUCGUUCUCCUGGGCUCGUCUUGCCAUGUGUCAGCCGUAUAUCUGUGCGUCGACCAAGUAGGCUCAGGUGCGACGGCCCGUUUGAUUUAUUGGAAAGGGAAACAAGCCACCAUGGUGCCCUGUAUCGUUUUCUUAGAAUGAGGUUCCCAAACUGCCCUCGUCACAUUAUUUGUGAGUGCAGAGGAUCCCUAGAGUGGGAGACGUGUAUUUUAUGGAAACCGUCAGUGUCUUGAAUUUUAUAGUCCACAUUAUAUAAAUUUGAAGGUUUUUGAUUUUGAUUUUUUUAAAUAACAUUUCUUCUUCGUGGUCUUUCCUAACUUUUUAAAUUGUAUUUUCUUAAGAAAAAAAAAGGGGGGUCUGCUUUUGUAAGGACAGCUCAAGCUUGUAAAAUAAUUUUUUUAAUACGAGUAGGAUCCUUUUUUGAAGUCCAUGAGAUCAAGAGCGUUUUCUUUUCUUGUCUUUUUUUUUUUUUUUAUUUUAGCAGAAAUGAACCUGCAGACAUUCCUUGCACAUCUUGCCGUGAUGUAUACACAAACACCAAGCAAACCAAAACUUCUCAUGGUUGUGGUUGUUUUCAGAUUACAUGUACAUGUGUUUCUAAAAAAAAAAAAAAAAAAAACUUAAAAAACAAAUUAAAAAAAAAACCCUGGAAUAUGCCUUUAACUGCUCAGUUUCAAUGAAG
Messenger RNA from Salarias fasciatus (jewelled blenny), 5007 nucleotides. RefSeq names its product BCL2 modifying factor 1 (gene bmf1). Gene Ontology annotation, cellular component: myosin complex. The record is from RefSeq and is a predicted model, not a curated record. The transcript is spliced from 4 exons. Gene Ontology annotation, biological process: apoptotic process; negative regulation of autophagy; positive regulation of apoptotic process. NCBI's taxonomy places the organism in Eukaryota, Metazoa, Chordata, Actinopteri, Blenniiformes, Blenniidae. The coding region runs from base 186 to 683 and encodes 165 amino acids.